CACGUGAUACUUCCACACGUGUGUGUUCAAUUCUUUGGUUUCUUUGCUUAAACUGUUGCUGAUUAAAGAUAAAAAUGCCGAAGGCAAAGAAAUCGAGUCGAAGGAAGAAGUAUGAUUAUAACAAGAACAAGAAAAAACUGAAAAAGCAGUUUAAAAAGAAAGCGGCUCCGAGAAUUGAGUGCCCACAGAUUCGAAAUGCCUGGAACGACAAGAAGUCAGUUGCUCAGAAUUUAAAAGACAUGGGCCUUGCCUUUGACCCAAACCUCGCUCUCCCUUUGCGCAAAAACAAGGUUCCUGGGGCCGACGCCGAAGAAACGGAGGCUCCUUUGGUGAGGAAACCUUAUGUCAUCAAAGGGUUGGAAGAAGAGGCAAAUCUCCCAACGAAAGACACAAAGUCGUUAUCCAGAGACAUCAUUGAAUAUGUGCAGUAUAUGAUAAAAGAACACAAUGACAACUAUAAGGCUAUGGCCAGAGAUGAGAAGAAUUAUUAUCAAGACACACCAAAACAAAUCAAGAGGAAAGUGGAUCAGUACAAACGCUUUCAUCCAGAGGAGUACGCUGCCUUUAUUGAGUCUCUGAAAGCACAGAAAAUGGACUGUUCGUAGACUCCGGUCUACACUGGAUGAGAAGGUACGCCAUUACGGGAAAGUGUUCCACAUAGAGACCUGCUCAUUGGCCAGAUACUGAAUACUGAUUCUCAUUGGAAAACACCUCCUGGUCUAUUAAGGAAGGACAGUUGACAGAUUUUUUGCUUCUCCUUGGACCGCCAACCUUUUUUCUUCCCCAGAAUGGACAAUGAUAAUAAUUCAUACAUUUACAAAAUGAGUACAGUAUACAAGUAAAAGCUGGACAGAUUUUUAACAAUCUUUCAAACGAAUCAUUUUUAAUAUUUUUGUGGCCAUACACAUUCAACACAAAGCUCAAAAUACCAUUACAUGAAUUGCACAAGUACAUGAAGUAAAAUUGUAUGUCAGAUAAAUAUAACUGACCUAUAUUAUGCCUCUACCACCCAGUCUGAACCAGUGUUUCCUCUGUACAUUAUCUAAAGUUACAAUGUAAACGAAAGCAUCAAACUUAAAUAUCAAGCUUUAUAUAGAGGCUUAGAAAUCUUUGUCAUUGAUGUGCACAAUAAAACCAAUGGAA
Molecule: messenger RNA, 1143 nt
Organism: Megalops cyprinoides (Indo-Pacific tarpon)
Lineage: Eukaryota; Metazoa; Chordata; Actinopteri; Elopiformes; Megalopidae
Gene: nop16
Product: NOP16 nucleolar protein homolog (yeast)
Exons: 5
Coding region: 75-605 (176 amino acids)
Biological process (GO): ribosomal large subunit biogenesis
Cellular component (GO): nucleolus
Source: RefSeq, a predicted model, not a curated record